Rhea pennata is the source of this 1790-nucleotide messenger RNA. It is a transcript of the gene ADM2, whose product is annotated as adrenomedullin 2. Lineage: Eukaryota; Metazoa; Chordata; Aves; Rheiformes; Rheidae. Gene Ontology annotation, biological process: adenylate cyclase-activating G protein-coupled receptor signaling pathway; positive regulation of heart rate; regulation of systemic arterial blood pressure. The record is from RefSeq and is a predicted model, not a curated record. The coding region runs from base 73 to 666 and encodes 197 amino acids. The transcript is spliced from 3 exons.
GCGGCCCCGAGAGGCGGCGAGCGGCGCCUCGGCCCGGCCCGGCCCAGCCCCGGCCCCGGCCCCGGUGCCGUCAUGAGAGCCCCAGCGCCGCUUGCACUUGGUUGCAUCAGCUUGGUGCUGUGUCUGCUGGAGCUGCCCGGCUGCCAGCCCCUGCCCGCGGGGCGCUCGCCCAAGCGCAGGGAGCCCCCGGACCGCAGCCCCCCGGCAGCGCCCCACCAGCGCCCGCCGGCCGCCCUGCUCCUGGGGGCCCGUGCGGCGCCCCGGCCCGCCGGCGGCCCGCGGCGCCCGCAGCUCGCCCCGCGGCUCCCACCGCAGCACCGGCCACGGCUCGUCCCACGGCUCGUCCCACGGCACGGUCCACGGCUCGGUCCACGGCUUGACCCACGGCUCGUCCCGUGGCACGUUCCACGGCUCGUCCCACGGAUUAUCCCCCGGCUCGCCCCCCGGCACAGCCCGCGGCUCGCCCCCCGGCCGGGCGCGCAGCCCCCGCGGCGGCGGCGGCACCUGCGCGGCCGCCUGCAGCAGGGGCAGCUGCUGCGCGUGGGCUGCGCGCUGGGCACCUGCCAGGUGCAGAACCUCGGCCACCGCCUGUGGCAGCUCGUGGGCCGCGCCGGCCGCCAGGACUCGUCCCCCAUGAACCCCAACAGCCCCCACAGCUACGGCUGAGCCCCCGCCCGCCCCGGCGAGCCCCACUCCCGCCGCAACUGGGGCACGGGCCAGCGGCAGCCAGCGGCCCGUGGCGGCAGCCCGGCCUGCCCCGCUCGGCCCCGGGUCCAAGGGGCGCCGGCUGCCGGCGGCAGCGCCGGGCCCGCGGCCCCCCUCGGCUCUGACUCGGCAGCUUCCUCGCCCGCCGCCGCUCCAAGGUGUCCCGGCACCGCUCUGCCGCCGCCCGCAGCACCGGCCCUGGCGGCGGCACCGGGAGCCGGGCGGGGAUGCAGCACCGGGAGCUGGGCGCGGGUGCCGCACCACCCCGUGAACCAGGCACGAGUGCAGCACCCUGCAAGCUGGGCAUGGCUGCAGCACCCGUGUGCCAGGCAGGACUGGAGCACCGUGCACUGCUCCCGGUCACCUUGCCCCCUUCCUGAGCCCCUCCAGACCCCCGGCACCCCGCGGUGCCCACUGCUGUGUGCCCCAGUGCAGCACUGGGGGCAGCCCUGCUCCUUCCCUGCCCCCCCCACGCCGUGGCCCCCGGGGCUCGGUGGGUGCCAGGGGACCGAGAGCCAGCACUGAGCAUGGGGGUGGCACCGAAGCCGGCUCCCACCCCCGCUCCCGGCCCCAGCGCAGGCAGGCUGGGCGAGCCCCCGGGCCGCUGCUGCUGUUCUCCGUGGCAAAGCGCCGGCAGCCGAGUGCUGCUCGCUGCAGCUGGAGCCACGCAGUGGGGACCAGCCACAGCUCUGCCGCGGGCACCCCCCUCCUCUCCUGGGGGCACCGCCGGCGGGCACCCACCACCCUGCCCGGAGCAGCCCCGUCCCGCCCGGAGCGCCCUCAGCCCGCGCUCCAGCCUUGCAGGCACCCGGGUCCCUCCCGGAGCGGCUGCUCCCUCCCCGGGGCCCCUUCUCCCCCCAGCUCGGGUGCGGCCUGGCCGGGGGCCCCGGCGCGGAGGCUCCGCGGUGCCGGCACCCGGCCCGGGGCGCCGCUCGCGCGGGGCCGAGCAGCGCAGUCCCGGCAGCGGUGCAGGCGGCCGCCCUGCCCCGCGCCGGGGCAGCGCCGCACCAACACCAGCCCUUUCCCUCCGAGUUUAAGUUAAAGGUUCGGAUUCUGCGCAGAAUAAAGUGCGAGUGGAGAUGCUG